UCACUUUCGAUACUACGUCUUGCCCUAUGUAUGUACCUCUCCUGAAUCACAAAAUAGGUACCUGAAGUGUCUUGUUAACUCGGACCAUUGGAAAACAAGAAAAAGAGAACGGCUAUGGCUGCCACAACUUGCAGAAGGGACGUCACAACAGAGCUUGUGUACUGGAAACCUGCCCCUGGCAAGGUCAUUAGCACAGACUUCACCACUCCUGGCGGGGAAGAGAGGUUCAAUGCUCUCGAGAGUUUGAGGACCACCCACCCAGUCACAAUCCAUGAUAUUCGCGGCCAGGAGAACGACUUCACCCUCGACCGCAAUGGGUUUCAGUAUAUCCAUCACGAAGUUCCUGGACUGAAGGACUGUUCGAAUGAGGACUUAGUCGCUGCUCUCCUGAUUCCAGAAACCGAAACAUUGGUCCAGAAAUUGACUGGUGCUACAAAGACUAUCGUAUUUGCCCAUCGCAUUCGCUGCAAGGCAACUGAUACUGCCAAGCGGGGGGAUAGCCGCGCCCCAGCUUACAUUGUGCAUUCUGACUUCACAGUUCCCGGGGCUCUGCAUCACCUCGAAGUGAAUGUAAAAGACCCAGCAGAAAGAGAACAGCUCACGAAAGGCCGGUUCUGCAUCAUUAAUGUGUGGCGGCCCCUGAAGACCAUCACCCGCGAUCCUUUGACGGUCUGUGACUGGACCUCAGUGGAUCCAGAGACGGAUUGGAUGGUUAAUCGACUGAUAUUUCCUCACGGCAGGAAUGAGUUUGGUAGUGUCGUCUAUAAUGAUAAACACAAGUGGUUCUACCUUUCGCAUCAGGAGCCGUCGGAACCGUUGGUGUUUAAGCAGUUUGACAGUAAGGAGACGGGAAAUGGAGGUGUGACUCUGGCGCAUUGUGCUUUCAUCGACCCGGAGUAUGCAAAUUCCAAAGCUCGAGAGAGUAUUGAGAUCAAGAUGUUUGCAUUUAUGCCGGAGGGGAGUUCUUGAUUUAGCAACCCACCUACGGGCAGGAGGGGAGCAAUAAAAUCAGGUACUAUAAAAUACAGUAUAGUUUCUGGUUUUGAACUAGGAAGCAUGAGGC
This is a messenger RNA of Paecilomyces variotii, 1063 nucleotides long. RefSeq lists its product as hypothetical. The record is from RefSeq and is a predicted model, not a curated record. Lineage: Eukaryota; Fungi; Ascomycota; Eurotiomycetes; Eurotiales; Thermoascaceae. Gene Ontology annotation, molecular function: oxidoreductase activity. The coding region runs from base 115 to 969 and encodes 284 amino acids. The transcript is spliced from 2 exons.